Messenger RNA from Leptopilina heterotoma, 1149 nucleotides. RefSeq names its product ras-related protein Rab-27A (gene Rab27). The record is from RefSeq and is a predicted model, not a curated record. Bases 295 to 807 code for a protein of 170 amino acids. The transcript has 5 exons. Gene Ontology annotation, biological process: melanosome transport; positive regulation of exocytosis. Lineage: Eukaryota; Metazoa; Arthropoda; Insecta; Hymenoptera; Figitidae. Gene Ontology annotation, molecular function: GTP binding; GTPase activity. Gene Ontology annotation, cellular component: secretory granule; melanosome.
AUAAUUGAAUUUUUAAUUAACCAAUCAUUUGCGUUUCUGAUAACAUUCACGUGUGUAAAACAUUUACUUUCAACGCUGAUAAAUAUUAUAAUUGCUAUUGUUUGUGUAACGUGCGGAUCAAGUUUUUUUUUUCAUAAGAGAAAAAUUUCGUCAAAAUUAAAAUUAAAAGACAAAUUUCAAAAAUUGUUCAAUUAUACCUACACUUAGAUAAUGUUUUAUUAAUUUUGAGUAAAUAUUAAUUGUUAUUAAUUGUCCAGAAAGUGUUUUCACUCAAAUAUGUUAAUUAAUGUAUAAAUGAAAACUGUGAACGUAAGCAACAGUAUACAGAUGGAGUUUUUCAUUCACGAUUUGUUUCAACAGUGGGAAUUGAUUUUAGAGAAAAACGAAUGGUUUCGAAGUUUAACAACAGCCUUUUACCGAGAUUCGAUGGGGUUCUUCCUUUUAUUUGAUCUGACAAAUGAGCAGUCAUUUUUAGACGUGCGAAAUUGGUUGGAUCAACUGAGGAAUAAUGCAUACUGUGAAAGUCCAGAUGUAAUACUUUGUGGGAAUAAAUCUGAUUUGGAGGACAGGCGAGUUAUCAGUGAAUACAAAGCACGAGAAUUGGCAUCGAAAUAUGGAUUGGUUUAUAUAGAAACUAGUGCAGCAACGGGACAAAAUAUUGCGAGAGCCGUUGACAUUUUAUUAGAUCGAGUAAUGAGGAGAAUUGAGGCAACUGUGGACCAUUCUAUUUUUCCCCAUCAACGACUCUUGAGAUGCCACGAGAAUGACAGUUUGACAUUAUCUAAAAAGAAAAAAUGUUUUUGCUAAUCACUUUCAGGUGGAUUAAAGAAAAUCUCUUUGAAAAAAAUAAAAAUACUAAAAAAAAAAAAAUAAACUAUAAAUAUAAAGCUUUAAAAUACUUUAAUAAAGGAGAAUCUCAUUUAGAUAAAUUCUUUUUAUAAAUUGCGAAUUAUUAUAUUCACAUUUAUGAAUAUUUUCCGUGUAGAAAUCGUGGAAUUACUAUCAUAGCUCCCUUUACGUUAAUAAUAUAUAGAAUUUAUCGAUUUACGAUGUAACAAAGAUAAGAAAUUUGCAAGUGAAAAUAGGGGGAAAAUUCUGAUAUUCAAGAGAAGGAAAAUCGAGCAUCAAAAUUAUCUUUCGACUCAAAUU